AUGGAUGAAUCGAGCUCCUAUGACCUUGCUCCACCGCCUCCUACGCGCUCGAACACUAAUGCGGAAGGCCUUGCUGAGAGGCUUUUCUCAGCAGACCAUCUGCACCUCAUACUGAAGGAUCAGACGCUUUCCCAUCGUUUCACGGUCUUCUUGAACAGGUAUCGACCACACUCCGUGCCCGCGCUCGUCCGGUAUCUUGAGUCGCAAAAGGCGCUUACAGCUAUCCGUUAUGCCAACACCCUCGCCGAUUCUAUAUCGACACGGUCGCGCCAAUCGUCGACCUCGAGCGCUGCGGUGGUAGAUACCAAGUUCGAGAAUUUUUCGCGUCGAUCUAUAGACGAGCUUGUCAGCGAGGCUUUGCCGGCCUACAUAACAUACCGGAUGGUAAACGUUGUGACGGAGUGUCUAGUGAAGGAGAUUACCGGUAGCAAUACUCCUCUCAUGCAGGAGCUGAUCCAGGGGUUAGCCGAAGUCUAUUGCAUGACCGAUCCAUCAUUGCCCGACAAUCCUAUUGUAUUUGCUUCUGAAGAAUUUUACAACACGACCCAAUAUGGAAGGGAAUAUGUGAUUGGGAAGAAUUGCAGAUUCCUCCAAGGACCGAAGACAGAUCCAAAUGCCGUCGCGAGAAUCCACUCUGCAUUACAGAAUGGCCAGGAAGUCUGCGAAAUCCUCCUCAAUUAUCGCCGAAACGGCCAUCCCUUCCUAAACCUUGUUAUGAUGGCGCCUUUGAUGGACCAUCGAGGCAAUGUAAAAUACUUCAUUGGUUGCCAAAUCGACAUCAGCUGUCUCAUCGAAGGAGGUCGCAGUCUUGAAUCGUUUAAACUACUCCUUAGCAAAGACCGAGAGCUGGAAAUGAAUGAAAAGCCGCUACCAGACCCAUUCGAUUCCAAACCACCUCUCAAGGCGCUUCGCGACUUCAGCGAACUCCUAAACGACGAGGAAAUUGAAGUAGUGAAGGAGCGCGGGCGAAGAAACUCAAUGGAAUCGGGUCGCAGCACUCCAACCCGAGCAACAAAUGCAAGAAGACUCGUGGGCAUGGACGAACCCGUGGAGCCGCCCAAUAUCUGGCCUCCGAGCCACUUUGGGGCCUCGGGGAGACUCCCUGGCGUGUACCAAAAUUACUUGCUCGUUCGGCCGUACCCCUCGCUACGAAUUAUCUUCACCUCUGCUGCUCUGCGUAUCCCUGGGCUGUCACAAUCUCGGCUGAUGGAUCGCAUCGGCGGGCCAUCUCAUAUCCGCGACGGCUUGAUCGAUGCCCUUGCAGCUGGAGUCGGUGUCACGGCCAAAGUCUCCUGGCUCACCCAUUCAACGCACGCCCAGCACUCGCACUCUAACUCCGAGGGCUCGAACGGCACGGACGGAUCAGAAUUCCUCGAAGGCAGACACCGGUGGAUACACUGCACUCCGCUUAUGGGCUCAGACGCUAAAGUCGGGGUUUGGAUGGUUGUCAUGGUUGAGCAGGAGGCUGUAACUGGGACGCUUAAUCAUCACUCGCCGAGAAAUACCCCCCUUUUAGCAGUGAGGGAUUUUAGUAGGGAUGGCUGGCCGCUUCGGGGAAUGGGUGUCUCGGCUGCGAGCGCGAGGUUUACGAGUGCUAAGUUAUAUGCAGAUUAUUUGAGACGCGAAGGUCGGACCGGGAGCUCGGAAGAGAGGAGGAGUAUUAGGAGUAUUAGGAGUGGGAGGAGUGGGGAGGAAGAUGCCCCGAAAAGAAGUGCUAGUGCUCGGAGGAACCAUGGGAUAGAGACAAUUUUUUAA
This is a messenger RNA of Lindgomyces ingoldianus, 1755 nucleotides long. RefSeq lists its product as uncharacterized. Gene Ontology annotation, cellular component: nucleus. Lineage: Eukaryota; Fungi; Ascomycota; Dothideomycetes; Pleosporales; Lindgomycetaceae. The transcript is spliced from 5 exons. The record is from RefSeq and is a predicted model, not a curated record. The coding region runs from base 1 to 1755 and encodes 584 amino acids.